Molecule: messenger RNA, 774 nt
Organism: Sardina pilchardus (European sardine)
Lineage: Eukaryota; Metazoa; Chordata; Actinopteri; Clupeiformes; Clupeidae
Product: ferredoxin-2, mitochondrial-like
Exons: 5
Coding region: 1-537 (178 amino acids)
Biological process (GO): P450-containing electron transport chain; positive regulation of oxidoreductase activity
Cellular component (GO): mitochondrion
Molecular function (GO): 2 iron, 2 sulfur cluster binding
Source: RefSeq, a predicted model, not a curated record
AUGUUAAGAUGUAGAUUUAAAUAUGGUAUCCUCGUGCCGAGGAUCAAUAAUUGUUCGCGUACCUAUGUUACAUCAUCCCAGAGGACCAGAAGUGAAGCAUUCCGUGUAACAAAAAGGCGACUGGCGACAUCAGAAUCACUGCGUCAUGAAGCAACGGAUGUCGGUCCCCAAGAUUCUGGUGAUGUAGUUGAUGUCGUAUAUAUUGACCGAUCAGGGGAAAGAGUUCCCGUGAAGGCUAAAGUCGGGGACAAUGCACUCUCCCUUGCACAUAAGCAUGGCAUUGAGUUGGAAGGUGCAUGUGAGGCGUCACUUGCUUGUUCCACUUGCCAUGUGUAUGUAAGCAAAGACCACUUUGAGAAGCUACCAACGCCAGACGAAAGGGAGGACGAUAUGCUGGACAUGGCUCCGAUGCUUCAGGAGAACUCUCGUCUGGGCUGCCAGGUUGUCUUCACACCUGAGCUGGAUGGCAUUGAGCUCACUUUACCCAAGAUCACUCGCAACUUUUAUGUAGAUGGUCAUGUCCCCACCCCUCACUAAGGGCAGCACACCACAGGUAACAGAGAUGGGGGGGUAACAGGAAUGUCACAUUCAUAUCCAGAAUCCAGUCCAAUCCUAAAUCUUUUUUAGAUGAAUUACCGUACUAAAAUAAAAUCCAGAUAACUAACUGAAUGCAGCCAAAAAUCAUAACAGCAAGUAAGCAGAGUAGGCUAUUGUGUGGUUUCCAGUGGCCUUCUUAUGAUCACACCCCAUUAUGAAUCACUCACGAAUAUUUAA